GCCCUAUAACUAAGGAAACGAAAAUGUAAAUGGGAAACUGCAACCAACGGUGGUGAUAAGCUCAAGGCCAAAAGGCUCGCGCUCUCUGAUCCAACUCUCUUCCUCUCUUUCCUCUCUCUCUUUCUCUCUCUCAUUCUUCUCCAGCGUCCGAUCACUCUCUCCAUCAAAAAACAAUUCCACCAAUCCUCUCUCUCUCCCCAACGCGCGCCAAAUACAAAACUAACAAAACCGCGACGUCUCUGCCUCCUUCUCUUCAUCUCUUAACAGUGAUUUAGGGUUUUCUGGGGCGGAUAUGGCGGAGGCUCCGGCGAGUCCAGCGGGUGGGAGCCACGAGAGCGGCGGCGAUCAGAGCCCGCGCUCGGCGGGGGUGCGCGAGCAGGACCGAUAUUUGCCGAUCGCCAACAUCAGCAGGAUCAUGAAGAAGGCGUUGCCGGCCAACGGCAAGAUCGCCAAGGAUGCCAAGGACACCAUGCAGGAAUGCGUCUCCGAAUUCAUCAGCUUCAUCACCAGCGAGGCGAGCGAUAAGUGCCAGAAGGAGAAGAGGAAGACCAUUAAUGGCGAUGAUUUGUUGUGGGCAAUGGCGACGUUGGGGUUUGAAGACUAUAUCGAGCCACUUAAGGUGUACCUAGCUAGGUACAGAGAGUUAGAGGGUGAUUCCAAAGGAUCUGCUAGGAGUGGAGAUGCAUCUGGUAAAAGGGAUGCGGUUGGUGCUCUGGCCCCUCAAAACCCACAGUUUGCUCAUCAGGGGUCAUUGAACUACAUGAACUCCCAAUUUGCUGAUGCUGAAGGUUAGGACCAUAUCCAGAUCUUCCCCACCAGACUCCUGCCAAGGCAGGAGUAAUAUUGGGUACAUGGAUGACAUAUGGUUGUUCAUUUUGUGCAAGGAAACGGGUAGGAAGUUCUAGCUUUUUGUUAACCGUCUUUGUGGAUUGUUCGAUGGGUUAAAUUAUAUGGUUUCAGCACCAAUAACUUAAUUUAUGUGGUUUUAUCAAUUAUUUUUAGCCAAAAUACUAUAUAUGUGGGGCGUUUGUUUUGGUUAUUGUCACGAAUUGGAGAGGAGACCUUUUUAGGAUUGGUCUCGUCACCUGAACAGGAUUUGAUAGUCUGAUGAGCCCUGUAAAUUUGCUCUAUCUAAGUAAUAGUUGCCCGACAAUGUUGGCUGCUGGAAUA
Molecule: messenger RNA, 1170 nt
Organism: Carya illinoinensis
Lineage: Eukaryota; Viridiplantae; Streptophyta; Magnoliopsida; Fagales; Juglandaceae
Product: nuclear transcription factor Y subunit B-1-like
Exons: 8
Coding region: 293-793 (166 amino acids)
Biological process (GO): regulation of transcription by RNA polymerase II
Cellular component (GO): CCAAT-binding factor complex; nucleus
Molecular function (GO): RNA polymerase II cis-regulatory region sequence-specific DNA binding; protein heterodimerization activity; DNA-binding transcription activator activity, RNA polymerase II-specific
Source: RefSeq, a predicted model, not a curated record